Molecule: messenger RNA, 378 nt
Organism: Brenthis ino (lesser marbled fritillary)
Lineage: Eukaryota; Metazoa; Arthropoda; Insecta; Lepidoptera; Nymphalidae
Source: the annotation of a GenBank genome assembly
AUGGCAUGGGCAUGUUUGUUUCGCUUUGUACAGCAACAGAUAUUUUAUAAAUUGAUAUUUCUUGCGAGCGUUGUAGUAGCCACUUCAGCGUGGUCAAGGCCUUUUUAUCCAGUCAAUAGAGCACCGCCUGUACGAGUUACUAGAUUUGCACCUUUACCUCCAAGACACAAACUGCCGAUUCGACCCGCGCCCUAUCAAAUUGAAGAACCAACAGAACCAAAGUGGGAAAGACCAAAGCGAGAACAUUAUGAGUAUGAAGACCACGAUAGUAAACCAACUAGCGGAGUAACUGGACCAGUGCAUACAUUCGUCAAAACAGAUAAGAAUGCGAACUAUAAAUGGGGGGUGCGCCACCAUGUAGGAAAUAAAUAUGCUUCG